AUGGCAGCAGCCGUGCGAGCAAUGUGGGCUCAUUUUGGUGUUCCUGGUCAAGACUUCCAAGAGAUUGGGUUACUCCUUGAUUUGACAUGCAAGUUCGAGGAGAUAUUGGAGGAAUGGCCGAUUGCACAGGGCUAUUUCUGCCUUCCUGCCGAAGCUGCAGACAGACUCAAGGCGAACCAUCGGGACUUCGCAUGCUUGUAUGUCAUGGUCGGGGACCGCUUUCAGAGCGAAGGUCGUCGGGCCUUCAAUCCUACAGAAAAGAUGCAUGCCUGCGAGCAUAUCAUCAUGAUCAGUCACUUGAUUCAUCCUGGCCUCACAUCUUGCUGGCGAGGGGAGGAGAGAAAUCAAGGGUCUCCUGCUUUGGAAAAACACGUACUCGCACAAUCCAAAGGGUUUUUUUGUGUGUAG
Messenger RNA from Symbiodinium natans, 408 nucleotides. Lineage: Eukaryota; Dinophyceae; Suessiales; Symbiodiniaceae. The record is from the annotation of a GenBank genome assembly.